Gongylonema pulchrum is the source of this 3246-nucleotide messenger RNA. Lineage: Eukaryota; Metazoa; Nematoda; Chromadorea; Rhabditida; Gongylonematidae. The record is from the annotation of a GenBank genome assembly.
AUGGCAGCUACUGCAUUUUACUGUAUUCCCCUUAUUGUCUGUGCUGUAUUAGCAGCAACGCUAACAGAAACAACGAGCGACAACAAUAAUAUUGGCUGCAUUCCCAGCUGCAAAUCUGAAGAUAUAUCGAACACCACCCAGGACAAAAACAACAACAUCGCUAGCAGCAAUCCAAACAAAUACAACAACAGCGACAAUAAAAAGAAAUCUACGCGCAGUGACGUCAGUCAGCUUCAUAGUGUCGACAGUGACGGCAACAGCAACAACCUCAAAAAAAGCAACAACAACUACGUUAAAGGAAAGUUCAUUCGCAUUCAUUUCGGAAUAGUACGCACUGGUAACAGAAGUAACAGCAAUGACAGUAAAAACAACAACAACAGCAACAUUAACAAAAGAUUUAUUCGUACUCAUUUUGGCAGAAAACUUGAAAACGGCAACGUCGAUAACAGCGUCCGUACCUCUCCAAACAACGAUAUCAGUAAGGAACUCAUCCGCUUCAGACCACUUUCUGAGCUAAAAAAUAGGAACAAAAAAGAUAAUUACAGCAACGAUAAAGAGAUAAUUACUCAGAACAGUAUCACGGUAGAACUGUUUAGCAAUGGCAGUUUAAACGAAAUGAACGGCAUCAUCUACAUCAAUCCCAGCGGCAGCUACAAAAAAGACGAGUUAUUUUUAACGGACUGUUGCGAAUUUCUUACCAAUAGUGACAACAUUAGCAACAAUAUUUCAAAAAAUAGUAGCGACAAUAAUAAGGGGAAGUUCAUCUGCGUUUAUGACAAUAACAGUAACAUCCCGAAGUACAGUGAAGUGGACAGCAACAGCGGCGAAAAGGGAUGGAUAUUUCCUUUUUGGCACCCGAAAGCAUUUGAUGACAGAAACAACACUGACAUCUUUAAAAGCAACGAGGAAAUAAGCGAUGAAAAGAAUGACAUUUGUAUUUAUGAUAUAACAUUUAACGAGAAUAAAAGCAGUGAUAGCAGCAACAUAAAAGCCAAUGACGAGGACAAAAACAACAACAGUAACGGCAGGAAAGGAUGGAUCGCUUGGUCACCUAACUGGCUACUAUUUGACGACAGCAAAAAAACUACUGACGACAUCAGCAGCAAAGAAGGAAAAAUCAAUCGCAUUCAUUCUCGUUUACCGUUUGAUAAAAGCAACAGUAGCAACAUUAUUGAAAGCAAAAGCGAGAACAGUGAAGAUAAAAAGGAAUUUAUUCGCACUGACGACAGCAACAACAGCAGCUGUAAAUGGAAGAUCAACUGGACUGAUUCCAGACGCAUAUCUGACGACGGAAAUAAAACCAGUAGCAACAUCAUGAAGAAUAGCAGCAUGAAGAGCAGAAGCAGUGCAAGGGAUUUCAUAACAAUUUCUAGUUGUGAGAAAUUUAGGGACACCAACAGUGCCAGCAAUAAUACUCAGAGAAAUAUUGCUGUACAAUUAAUUGGCAACAUCAGCUCAAGCAAAAUGUGCGGCCCCGUCAGCAUCAGCCUCGACCACAGUCUUUGUUCCAAAAGUAUCAGUGACAUCGACAACAAUAACAGCAAGGACAAAAAGACCCGCAUCCACAACCGCUGGGUAAUCAAAAUCCACAAGAGUAACAGCAUUCUAAUGAGCAACAACGAGGCGAAAAACGCUAAAAAUUAUUUCAUAAUGAUUCAUUCUGGAUCAACGUGUAUCGGUAGCAAAAGAAACAGCAGCAAUGGUGACAACUCCAUCGAAUUCAUCCGCAUUUAUUUUGCAAGACGAUUUGUUACUAGACAUUACAGCAACACUGACUUCCUGAAAAACAACAACAAGACCCAAAGCAGCGAUCAAAAGAAGUUCAUCCACAUAAUUUUCAGCGAGAAUUCCAGCUACAACCGUAACAACACUAACAACUCUAAUAAUAACGAGACCAACAACGAUCAUAACAAAGAGAAAUCGCUCUGCUUCCAAUUCGGUGAUAAGUUUGAAAUCAGUGGUUGCAGCAUUUUGAGAUUCAACGAUGAAAACAGUAACAGUGACACUAAGAAAUACAUUCUCAUUCAUUUGAACAAUGUUCGUGACAACAGCAGUAACAAAGGCGGCAUCCUGAACUGCACCGAGGAGGAUAAGAGCGAUCAAAAGGGAAGGAUAAUUUGCUUUCCUUCCUGGUUGUUUAGUGGCACUAAUAAGAGCAACAGCUUUGAAGGCAACACCGUGCACGAAGACGCUAAGAACAAACACGUUUACAUUCACUUUUGGCAAAGGCGUGACGACAGCAACAAGAGUAGCAGAAGCGAUAUACUUAAAAGCAGUAACGAGGAAAAAAACACCGAUAAGGAAGGGAAAUUCAUUAACCAUCGUUUUAUCUUAGUGAUUGGUAACAGAAAUAGCAGCAACUUCAGAAGAAACAAUAGCGAGGGUGAAAACGAUAAAAAGAAGUUCAUUCGCAUAAAUUUCGGCAUAAUAAUUAAUAGAAUCAAUAAUGUCGGUAGUACUGUCCUGAAAGCGAACAAUAAGAAUGACAGUAAGAACAGUAAUAAAAAGUGGUUUGCUUGGAGUCGCUCUAGAUAUUUAUUUAACGACAGCAAUAAAACCCUUAAAAAUAGUUUCCAGGAUGACAAAAGCAAUGCAGCGAAGUUCAUCAGCAUUCACUUUCUGGAAAAGUAUAGCGACAGCAACAACAAUAUCAAUGUCAAAUUGCUUAGCAGUCAUAGCUCAGUCGAUAUUAACGGUUUCUUUAGUACCGACCUCAACGACAGACUUUGUUUCAACAACAGCAGUAGGAACAACAAUGAAAAGAAGUUUCUUAUCUAUAUGUGUUGGGCAAAUCCUUGUUACAACGGUAGCAACGCCGUUAAGAAUCAAAACGAAGCCUACAACGGUGAUAAAAAGAAAUCCACAAACAGUAUUUUCCGGGAAUUUUCUAGCUACAGCGAUAACAAUAGCAGAGAAGCCCUUAGAAAGAAUAAUGUGGGCAACAAUGGUAACAAUAAUGAGAAGUCUCUUCACAUUAAAUUCCGAAUGAAGCUCGACGACAACAAAAACAAUGUCAUCGAAUUCCUGAAACCCAGCGUCAACGACAGCAUCAGUGAUACCAAAAGGAAGUUCAUGCACAUUCAUUUUGGUUCAAAGUAUCAGAAGAACAAUAACAGCAACGUCAGCGUUCUGAAGAACAGCGAAGACAACACAAACAAGAAACCCAAGCUGGAAUGCACUGGGCGGGCCCAUGCGAUCAUGCGCUUUUGCAUCGGACCUGAAUUACUCAAGUCAUUAACUGUAUGA